Messenger RNA from Salvelinus fontinalis (brook trout), 1918 nucleotides. RefSeq names its product translocase of inner mitochondrial membrane 10 homolog B (yeast) (gene timm10b). The record is from RefSeq and is a predicted model, not a curated record. The transcript has 3 exons. NCBI's taxonomy places the organism in Eukaryota, Metazoa, Chordata, Actinopteri, Salmoniformes, Salmonidae. The coding region runs from base 269 to 1024 and encodes 251 amino acids. Gene Ontology annotation, cellular component: mitochondrial intermembrane space chaperone complex.
CACAGAAGAAGGAGGUACGUCCUAGGGAUCCCGGAUAGCACUAACCUCAAAGUCAAGCUGCUCUAUUCUGUCAUAUCAACGUGAUUAUUUUCGGUCGUAUGUUCUCUUCAUUGUAACUAUAUGUUUUUACGUAUUCAUACAUGAACUGCACAUCGUGUGGAGGCGUCUUUUCAGUUCAAUAUAAACAUAGAGUCUGGCAAGAUAUUUCAACGCUAACGCAUUGCAAAGCUAGUGAAGCUAACUAGCCGAUUUGACAAGACGUUACACCAUGGAGCCCGAAGCACAGAUACGAAACCUGCGGGACUUUCUGAUGGUCUACAACCGUAUGACAGAGAUCUGUUUCCAGAGAUGCACCAGUAACUUCAACUACAGAAGUCUCACCAUGGACGAGGAGCGCUGUGCGGACAGCUGUGCGGGGAAGCUGAUCCGCUCUAACCACCGUCUGAUGGGGACCUAUGUCAACCUGAUGCCGGGGAUGGUGCAGCGUCGCAUGGCUGAGAUGGAGAAGAAGAACGCUGAGCUGGUCACAGCUGAGGCUGAGGCUGCAGGGGCACUGCAGGGGACAGCUGACUUGGCUGAUCAAAGCCUACCGAUAGCCUCAAUCGGGGGUAAAGCCUCCGCUCCUGCCCCGGGGACAGGUGAGGCUGUGACGGCUUCAGAGGUAUCGGUGAUGGCUGGCUCAGUCUUAAAGCCUGCUGUUUUAGAUGUCUCUGCAGACCUGGGUCCCGCCACCCCCUCCUCACCUGAACCCCCCUGCACCACCUCUACAGAGGUUAAACUAGCAGCUGCUUCACCCGCCACCCCCUCCUCACCUGAACCCCCCUGCACCACCUCUACAGAGGUUAAACUAGCAGCUGCGUCAGAACCAUUGGUGCCUUCCUCCCUCUCCCAGGCUGUGAAUGGAGUAGAGCUCACCAGGCUGACUUCAGGCCCAAUGUUAGAGUCGUCCCCUGUUCGAUAUGAUCAAUCCACAGUCACUGCUGCUCCUAGUGCAGCACCAAGUGGUCCCCACCGUAGUAGGUAACCAGGCGCCAGUAAUGUUAGUUCCGCCCUACUGCCCCCAUCCACCCUAACCCCAGCUCCUACCAGUGAUGCCCCUCUCUCUCCCCCAGCCUACUGCCCCCAUCCACCCUGACCCCAGCCCUGACCCCGUCCCUAACCCCAGCUCCUACCAGUGAUGUCCCUCUCUCUCCCCCAGACUACUGCCCCCAUCCACCCUGACCCCAGCUCCUACCAGUGAUGUCCCUCUCUCCCCCCCAGACUACUGCCCCCAUCCACCCUGACCCCAGCCCUGACCCCGUCCCUGACCCCAGCCCUGACCCCAGCCCUAACCCCAGUCCCAGCUCCUACCAGUGAUGCCCUUCUCUCUCCCAGCCUACUGCCCCCAUCCACCCUGACCCCGUCACUAACCCCAGCUCCUACCAGUGAUGCCCCUCUCUCUCCCCCAGACUACUGCCCCCAUCCACCCUGACCCCAGCCCUGACCCCAGCCCUAACCCCAGUCCCAGCUCCUACCAGUGAUGUCCCACUCUCCCCCAGACAACUGCCCCCAUCCACCCUGACCCCAGCCUACUGCCCCCAUCCACCCUGACCCCAGCCUACUGCCCCCAUCCACCCUGACCACACAGGACUGUCAUCUUGAGUGUAUGUAUAGAGUUGAACCAAGGAUCCUGGAGAACUACUGGAGGUGCAGGGUUUCAAUACAGCCCUGCACAAACAUUCUGGUCUUCAGUCAGUCUGGAGUCCUUGCUAUACUUGUCUGAAUCAAGUGUGUCACCUUACUACCCUGCAGUGCUUGGUUGUCAGCGAUACAGAGUACAAUAUGUUGAUGAGGAUUUUGCCUUGUUGUACAACACUGGCUUUUACAUCGUGAUGGAAAAAUACUAUUCUGUCAAAUAUUAAACGAUUCUGGAAAGGAA